Saccostrea cuccullata (small rock oyster) is the source of this 13375-nucleotide messenger RNA. Its product is annotated as E3 ubiquitin-protein ligase rnf213-alpha-like. The transcript is spliced from 83 exons. NCBI's taxonomy places the organism in Eukaryota, Metazoa, Mollusca, Bivalvia, Ostreida, Ostreidae. The coding region runs from base 1 to 13149 and encodes 4382 amino acids. Gene Ontology annotation, molecular function: ATP hydrolysis activity; ubiquitin-protein transferase activity. The record is from RefSeq and is a predicted model, not a curated record.
AUGGGGAGUUUUAUGUGGAACUCUGCUCUUAUUUUGGAAAUUCCCAAUCAAUUUGUGUUGAAAACGUUCAGGACAAAACUUAAAGAGAAACUAGAGAAAAUUCUUCAAGGCCAGAUUACGAGAAAGUCAUUUAUGGAGUAUAUUCUUGAUUGGUAUUGUAAACUUGGCAAUGAAUACAGUCUUAUACUCCGAGAAAGCUUUGAGAAAAUUGCAAUGAAGGUUUUGGAAACAGGGGCAUCAUGCAGAUGUGAAUCAUUCAAUGACAGUGAAAAGAUAAAAUAUGGUGUUUUGAUGUCAAACUUGUGUGAAAGAGAUUGGGCGAGGCAAAACGAACUUGCAGAAAAGUUCCGUUUAUCGAACAAAUGUCAGGUCAAUGCGCGUGAGGCAGCAGUGAGCAUAGUCAACAUCAAGGAAAAUAUCGAGAUUGGCAAUAUUACUGUUAAAGAUAUUGAGGAAAUAGAAAAGAAACCCGACACAUUCAUCAAAGCAUGUGCAACUAUUUUCUCGUACAAAGGAAAACCACAUUUUGAUGAAAAAAGAAUGCUGGUAAUGAUUCAAAUCCGAAGCAAAGAGUUAAAGGAAACAAGAAAUAUCCAAGCAGCAAUUUUUAACCUUGUGCAAGCAACUUUCAAUGUUCAUUCUUGCAAUCUAAACAUCAGUGAUCUUGUGAAUGAAACGAGCAUUCUAAAGGAUAUCUGUGUGCCUCUCACAACGUUGUCUGGAGAUAUUAAAUAUUACAAACCCAAAGUUAAAUUAUGCGACUUAACAGAUGAUGAAAUUGCAGCUUUGCCAAAAAUUCAGAGGAUCUCUGACAGCUUUGUAUUUUUGGAUUUGUGGAAGACACAAUGUUCUAGCAAUAAAGAAAAAAUUGUGCCUACAAUACAACAUCUUCUAAAAAGUGUUUGGAGAACAGUAUUUCCAACGUGGAAUGAUUUGUUUCAAAGGCUAAAGAGUGGAUCCAUUACCUUUGAAGAAUUUGACAAGUACUUCUCAAAUUAUGACACAGAAGUUAUUAAAAAGGAAAUGACUUUGUACAGCGAUGGAGAAAAUAAUCAGUGGAUAUCAGAAAGAAUGCAACAGAUACAUCAACACAGGCAACUCAACACGUGUCUUAAAGGGGCCAAGGUCAUCUUGGAAUUUGUACAAAUCUUUGAUCUGAAAGGCGAUUUCAGUCCAAUUGAAAAAAUUGUGAAGAUGAGAGACGACAAACAAAUGAAAAUACAAGAUCUAGACAAAUCAUUUUUGGAAGCUUGUGACGUUCUUUGUGACAUCUCAGACAAUCAGAUUGUUUGUCUACAAACAUUUAUUGAAUGCAAGGAACUUGUGAGUUGGAUACAAUCAGCGGCACCAGAUCUUCAGCAAUUGGCUGUUUUUGUUGACUUGGCAACCAUAUCUGCUGGAGAAUGGGACAUGGAAGUUGACAGGGUAAACUGUUUUCAAUCAGCCACGACUGGUUACGCACCCCUUAUUUUCAACAUUGAAAAAGAAUGCGACUACAAGCAUUUUCUGGGGCAGUGUAAAUAUGUCUGGAAGGAACUAGAUGCUGAUCCCAAACUUCCUGUUAAAUUUAAGGACACAAAACGAGAACUUGUAUGGCUUGAAAGUGUAAAGAAAGCUCAGGGAUCUGUAGAAAUUUCAGCAAUGGAACAAGCGAAAGCCAUUAACAAUUCCGGGAUUUAUCUAAUUGGCAGCUUUUCUCCUAGUACAUUGAAACAAAAGCUGAAUGUAGACGAUGUACUUCAACUUCACAUUCAAGAUGAGAAAGUAGAAGCAAGACUCCGUCGUCAAUUUCAUUACAAAGAAUUACAAGAAUUACAAAGUAAACUCAUGCUGAUUGCAGGGAAAGCCAAACAAGGAAAUGAAGAUGUGGAGCGUUUUACAAAUGUUUUCGAUACUGUCGUAAGAUUGUGCAAUAUUUACAUAAAAUUAAUCGAGGCCGGGUGUAUCCUUUUUUCAAACUGGCAUGUCAAAUUUUUAUGUGAUCCAAAGCGUCCCGUCUGUGCAUUCGUUAAUUUUGGAUAUGGAAAGGACUACAAACAAUUAAAAGGGAGACGUGACGACAACGAUGAUGUUACAACUCUAAUGCCUGAUCUUGCAACAUUUUUAGAAAAUAGUUUGCAUAAAUGGUCUGAAUUUAUAAAUGACAAGCGAGAGAAGUACCCUCGUCUCAAUUUCUACACAAUGGACCAGCUCGUUACUCUUCAAAAAGAAUUAGCGAAAGUUCAACGCGGAUCUGAUCAUUCGCUUCAAGUGUAUCAACUUUUAUCUCUUACCAAAGAAAACUGUGACCAGGAGGAUCUCGUGAAUGCACUAGGCCUUGCUAGUAAUUGUAUUGAAAAAAUUGAAAAUAAACAGUCAAAUGCGUUGACAAGAGACAGACAAGAAGAAAUUCAUUCAGGCUCUGAACAAUUUAUUCAGGAAAUGAUGAAAGUAGGUAACACAAGAAAAACAGCACUGGCAGCUUUAAAAGAAGGAAUAGAAGAAACUGAUAUAGCAGCCGGCUACCUGUGGUGUUUAGAGCAUGAACACGAUGAAGAAAUAGAAGAUAAAAAUCGGUUUAAAGCCUCUCUUAGAACAACAACGAUGACAAAGUAUUCGAGUCUUAUCUCUGAGGAAAAUACAGAAUCUGAAACACAGUCCUUAUUAUCGGAGCUUGACAAAGUGUGGCAAUCAUUCGUAGAAUCAGUUUCAUCAAGUGUCUCUGAUUACUUAAGUAUAGAGCACUUAGGAAUGACACUCCAGGAGCUUACAUUUAGAGAACCGGAGCUGAAAAGAGAUUUCAUGAAAUACUUCAAGACAAACGAACCCAACGUUUUAAUUUGCCAGAAAGCUGAUGUUAUAAAUACUGUACUGUCGAUAUACUGUCAUAGCUCAAGGGAACCUCUUCCACGACCAGAAGAGAUUUUAUUCUGUACGGAACAAACAACUGCUGACGAGAUUGACAUCUUCUGGAGAAGAUCAUUCUAUGACAAAAGCGGGAAAAUAUACUGUUUAGCAGAUUGCGGAGUUUUAAAGCACAAUGUCAGCGAAAUUGCGGAAAGAAGACUGAAUGUGUAUAUGCAGAAGGAAUUGCCAUACCAACUUGUUAUUGUCUGUGAUUCUGAUACGGAAAACCAAAGCAAGAUUGUUGCUGCAUUGAACAAUUACAGCAGAGCAGAUUUUAGUUUCAUACAAAACAACAAAGACCUUCGCAAUCAUAUUGAAGGAAAACUGACGUGCCACACCUCUGCAAAAGCAUAUGGAGCUCAUGCCGACAUGAAAAAUUGCACUGUGAGAAUUGUAAAAUCACGGAGGGCAGGAGUUGGAAAAACUCUGUAUAAAAGAAGAACUGCAGAGAAACUGAAAAGUUUCAGCAAAGAUUCUUCAGUGAUAACAAUUCCAUUACAUGCAAGGAAGAUAAACGUGGACGAAGUGAUGGCAACCCUUUUACAGAAUACUUUGGCUCCGAAAACAAACGCACAACGUUUGUUUCAUUUUGACUUCGCUCAAGAGGUAGUAGAAGAGGUUGACUAUCUGUUAUUCCAACUAAUAAUUCUUGGUUGUCUUACGGACAGUCAUGGAAAUGUCUGGAGAAAACUGCCAUCUGAUCUUUACUUGAUAGAGACUACACCAUUGCUGAUAGAAUCCAGCCAAAGUCCGGGAUCUCCAGCAAAAUGCCUCCAUAGGUGUCUUGACAUUUUGCCAGAUGUAAUGUGCAGACCUCCAAGACAGUGCUUAAGUAUCUACACGCACUCAAAUAUACCAUACGAUUACAAGGGGAGUGACCUUCUCUUUGAUGAAGAAGAGUUCAGAAGUGAAGUUUUUCAAAGACCCUAUCAGUAUCUAACAACGUUAGAUCCAGAAUCUCCCCAUACUAUAUCAGACGUAAAUUUGAAUGAAACAUUUGGGACUAUAGGAGAGUGUCUGCAAACUGUUUUAAGAUAUUGUGGAAUAUUUGAUCCCUCUUGGGCAGAAGUGAGAAACUUUGUAUGGUUCUUAGACACACAACUGAAAGAUUUUGAAAAGUCAGAUUAUAUAAGUGAAGCAGCCUCAGCAGACUUGCCUGGAUUUCCAGUCUUUGUUUUAAAGUUCCUUAUUCAAAUGUCAAGGGAUUUUGCGACUCGGUCACUAGACAUGAGUGAAGAAACAGUCAACAGAGCUGAAAUCUGUGAGAAGAAAUCAGAUUUGGAAAAAGACUUGAAACAAUUUCAAUUCAGAAGAACUUGGGAAAGCAGUCCACAUCCAUACCUUUUCUUUAACCCUGAUCACAACACCUUGACAUUUGUUGGAUUUUCCAUCGAUCGAAGGACAGGAGAUCUGGUUGACUAUAAAACUGGUGCCAUCUUGGAGAGAAAGAUUUUGCCGAGAAGACUGGGCCAUGCCCUUUACCAAAACAAAGUUAAUAUGCAGGAAAAUUUUGACGAACUAACAAGACAAGAAAAAUUGAAGAAACUUUGUACCGUAAUGGGGCUUGAUGUUAUUCAUGAUCCAGACAGCACAUAUGAGUUGACAAUGGAUAAUGUGAAAAAAAUUCUUGCAAUUUACAUGAGGUUUAGAUGUGAUAUUCCAGUCAUAAUAAUGGGAGAAACAGGUUGCGGGAAAACCCGAUUAGUGGAUUUUCUUUGUAAACUGCAGUGCCCACCGGAAGUUAAAACUAAAAAUAUGUUGAUCAUAAAGGUUCACGGAGGAAUAAAACGCCAAGACAUUAUUGACAAGAUCAAAGAAGCUGAAGAACUUGCAAAGGAAAAUUCAAAACAUGGGAUCUAUACUGUUUUGUUUUUUGAUGAAGCUAAUACUACUGAGGACAUAGGUGUCAUCAAAGAGAUAAUGUGUGACAAAACUGUCAGUGGAAAACCCCUUGAUCUAAGCAAAUCCUUGAAAAUCGUUGCAGCGUGUAAUCCUUAUAGAAAGCACUCAGAUGAAAUGAUCAAUAGACUUGAACAAGCGGGCUUGGGAUAUAAUGUAUCCGCUGAGAACACAAAAGAUAAACUAGGUCGUUUGCCAAUGCGUCAUCUUGUCUACAGAGUACAACCAUUGCCACAAAGCAUGCUACCUUUAGUUUGGGAUUUUGGACAACUAGACAACGUAGUAGAAGAAAUGUAUAUCAGGCAAAUCGUUUUAAGAUACAUAAACGAUAAGAAGUUGCCAAAUUUUGAGCAGAUGAAUGUGACGUUGAGCCGAAUUUUGACAAAAGCACAAGAAUAUAUGAGAACUCAAAAGGGGGAAUGUAGUUUCGUCAGUCUUCGUGACGUUGAACGAACACUCCUCGUCAUGAGCUGGUUCCUGAAAACAAGAGAAGUCCCAGACAAUCCAGUAUUUUUUUGUUUAGGAAAGAUUCAAACGUCAGAAGAUGAUGAUACAAAAGAGAACUUUCAGGUUAGUCUUCGCUGCAAUCUGACCAAAGCCUUGGUUUUAGCACUUGGUGUAUGCUACCAUGCAUGUCUCUCAGAACGGGAAAAAUUUAGAAACCACAUUGUAACAUUUUUCAAAGACGAAUUUUUGCCACUGGGGUCAGGCGCAGCAUUUUUAGACAUAAUCAGCAGUUGCCAGGAAGAGUUUUUGAGGGGGAUUCCCGUUGGAAAGAAUAUUGCAAAAAACAAAGCAUUGAGAGAAAACGUAUUUAUGAUGGCAAUAUGCAUAGAGCUACGAAUUCCUCUAUUUUUGGUCGGGAAGCCUGGUAGUUCCAAAUCUUUGGCAAAAACAAUUAUUUCAGAUGCAAUGCAAGGACUGUCGUCACAUACACAACUUUACAAAAGUCUGAAAAAAGCAACUAUGGUUUCUUUCCAAUGCAGUCAUUUGUCUGUUGCUGAAGGCAUUUUAAACACAUUUGAACAAGCAGCUAAUUAUCAAAAAGACAGAGAUUUAGAAAGAUUUGUUUCAGUUGUGAUUUUAGAGGAAGUAGGACUUGCUGAGGACUCCCCCAAAAUGCCACUAAAGAUACUUCACCCCUUAUUGGAGAGUGGAUGUCCCGGAAAUGCAAGCGCUGAAAGAUACAAAAAGGUUGCCUUUAUUGGACUCUCAAACUGGGCACUUGAUCCAGCUAAAAUGAAUCGGGGCAUUUUAGUACAAAGAGAGACGCCUGAUUUGGUGGAUUUAAAAGAAACAGCCAGGGACAUACAUGGGAGGGACAAUGCUGCAUUAGUAGAAUUUCUAAUUGAACCUUUGACAGAAGGAUAUUUAGAGGUCUUCAAUGCAACAUUGCUGAAAAGAGAAUUCUUUGGACUUCGAGAUUUUUACAGUUUGAUUAAAAUGGUUUCAACAUUUGCGACAAAAAGUCGUAAGAAACCUACGUGGAUGAUGCUGAUGCAUUCAGUAUUAAGAAAUUUUGGUGGGUUAGAAGAUCCAGACAUAAAGCCGUGGGAGAUAUUUGAAAAGAAGCUUUCGAGAGAUGUUACAAAGAGUGGGAAAACAGCAGGCGAUCCUGAAUGCACACCAACAGGACUAAUUGAAGCAAGUUUAACAGGACGUGAGGAUGGAUCUAGAUAUCUGUUGCUACUGACAAAGAACUACGAAUCUUUCUCUGUACUGCAACACAAACUGAGUGCCACAACUAAAAGACACCAAAUGCACGAUGAAAAACAAACUGUUGUGACUAUAUUUGGAAGCAGUUUUCCCUGCGACCAGGAGUACACACAGGUCUGUCGAAACAUAAAUAGAAUCAAGGUUUGCAUGGAGACGGGGGAACUUGUUGUCCUCUUGAAUCUUGAAAACUUGUAUGAAAGUUUGUACGACGCUCUCAACCAGUCAUUUGUUAAAUUUGGGGACCAGAAUUAUGUUGACUUAGGCUUAGGAUCUCACAGAGUGAAAUGCAGAGUUCAUAAAAAUUUCAGACUCGUGGUUAUUGCUGAAAUAAACACUGUGCUGAUGAAGUUUCCAAUACCCUUGAUCAACCGCUUGGAGAAACAUUUUCUUACAAUAACAAGUGUUUUGUCCUCUCGACAACUGCGGUUAUCGAAACGAUUAGAGAAUUGGAUAUAUGAAUUUGUAGAACAGGCUACACAGCCAAACAGUCAACAAAAAAUGCAAGUUGGAGAAGUUUUCAUCGGCUACCACCAAGACUCAUGUGCAUCAAUUAUCCUACACUUAUGCCAAAAAAUGUCCGAUGACAAGGAACUCGGUGAAAACGACGAAGAGAUAUUUCGUUGUGGUCAAGAAGUAUUUUUGUUGGUUGCAACACCGGAUGCCGUUCUACGCCAGGCAAUAGGCACAGACACAGGAACCGAAAUGAAAGAUAUUUAUUUUCACAAACAAAAACACAACAGUCUUGUGGAGUAUUUAAAACAUUACUUGCAGCAAAAAGAAAAUUUGACUAAGUUCAAACAGAUUACAACUCAUUCUAAGCUGCUUUCCAUUGGAGAUCUGAAUGAUUUAUUGGCUGGUUUAAGAUAUUCAACUGACUGUAAAAAUUCAUCUGAUGCAGACCAACCAGCAAGUAGUCAGGACUUAUCAGACGCAAACAUUGCAAUGCUUUCACUGAAAGCUUUUGACACGGAACAGCAAUUCUGCAGUGAAAUUAAAUUUUCAUUGGAAAAAAAUUUCAUGGUGAUAAUUCAAUGUGACUUUGGCUCUGAUGAUGAGAGUUUGAUAGCGUGUGCCAGGCAUUGCGUACAAGACGUAAUUGAACAAAUGAAAAAUGAUAUAUCGUCAAGGAGAUACGUAAUUCUGAUUAUUCAUCUUCCAAGAAAAACAAAAUAUCCUUUCAGUGGAUUUCAGUGUGGCAUUUGGGAGAGUGUGCAUAUUGAUGAGCUACGUCCUUGGGGUGAGGAUAUUCCACAUAUAACAGAUAUGGUUAAGAUGAGUAUAUCUGAUUUGUUGGAAAACGUAACAGAUGAAACAAUGAAAGGAGAGAAAAAUGAAAUCCGCAUGCAACGAGAACAGGAUUUAAUGCAUGAUGCAACAGAAAGCCUAUUUCCAGAUAAUGCGCGGAGUGUCCAGGAAUACACAGACGCAAACUCUGAGGACUCAAUUUUUUCUGAACAUGAAAAGGUUUGUGAUGAAAGGAAACCAGACGUUCAAAAGAAACUGAAGUUUAUUGAGCUAUUGAAGUCAAGUCUUCAAGUUUCGCUUACUCUGGUUAGAGACCAAGAUGAUGACAAAAAAGACCAAGCUGGUGGCGAAAACAGACAUAAAGAACGAUUAAACAUCGUUCAUUCUCAUCUCCUAAAUGAUGAAUUCUUUUUUGGAAUUUGUAAAAUUCUUAAAACUUUAUUGAAAGAAAAAGAGGAAAGUAUGUCAGAAGAUGAAAUUAGGUCGUGGAUUACUUCUGAAGCAUCUAGCCGGCAAUAUAUUUAUCGGGUUGGAACAUUCAGAAAAUCGUUGAUACAAUGCAUCGAAGACCAGAUAAUACCAAUUUUAGCAGGCAUUAUAUCGCACAUCGAUGUAAACAACAAUCUCUCUAUAUUGAAACAUCAAGAAAAAUCCUCAUGGAAAGUAAAACUUUUUCUUCAAAUUCUUUUGGAGCAAAAGGCAGUUGGAAUUUCCUACAGAUCCCUAAAGAAGGCUUUUAAAGAGACACCUUUUGAAAAUAAUAAGCCUGAAGUAUCAGUGAAAAGACUUGGGUACAGAGGAAAGAAAUUUCAAGCCAAACUACCUUUCUCAUGGUUGUUGUUCGAGAUAAUCAAUAAAGUUCUAAGAAUGUCCUCCACCAUGAAAUCUGUUGGUAUCAUUGACAACUGUGCACGUAUCCUUGAGGAAUACCCCUUGGUUAGAAAUUUUUUAACAUGUGACCUACCAGAGACAUGUAUUGGGGACUAUAUCAAUGACUUCGUUUUUAUGGUAUAUCCUGUUCAAUCAAAGGAUGAGUUUCGGGUUGUAUAUGAAAACAUAGAAACGGGCAGCAGAGUGACCUUGAAGGGUAAAGAACAUACUAUUCUUCAUCGAUUCAUAGCUGUGCAUGAUGCAUAUGAAAAAUCCGCCUUCCGUUAUUCAAAUUUCAAACAAAUUGUGCUCAUCUGGCCUGAGUGUUGCAGUAAAAUGGCUGAAUAUUCCAGAAAAGAAAUUGAUGUUAUCGAAGAAGAGACAUUGGAUGUCAUUGGGCUUAGCUUGCUUUUGCAAAAUCUUGAACCCGAAAAUGAAACAUUUAAAGACGCAAGAGGAAAGAGACAAAAAUGGCUACAAAAUGUUAAUCGAAUCAGAUUUGUUACUGAGAGCAUCCUAGAGUCAUUAAAAGAGAAAAUGCCUGGCACAAGACCGUUAGGAGAAUUCUGCAAAAAAUAUCUUGCAGAUAUAAGUUGUCGAUGGAAGAAAAUUGCUGUUGUGAAAUUGUUCAUCAGACAUGUAUGUUCAGUGAAGGAAGACCAAUCAAGCAAAUGCAUGGUUCUUUGGAUGAUGUUAAAGACACUUACCGAUACAUCAAGCAUAGAUUCAUUAGAUCGUCUCGAAAAAUUCUUGAAAAUUUGCAUGCGAGAAGUGAUGAAAAAAGUUUAUGGAGAACAGAUGAAAUGUACGAACUGUGAAUGUGGUAUUUUUGACCAGCCAGUGAAACUACCAUGUGACCAUGUUAUUUGUUUAAAAUGCUACAAGGAAACUUCAAUCUUGGGUAAAAGAGUAUGUCCGUCUUGUCAAAAGCCGUUCCCAGAAGACCUGAAAUACAAUUCCAUAAACAUUGAUAGUGCUGUUGAGAAAGAACUUAAGUCAUAUCAACAGAGUUGUAAUGACUUCUUUAUGGCUAUUGUAUCAAACCUCUGUUUUUCCGACGACGCCGUGCCAAGAAAGGACGUAGUUGAAAAACUGAUGACGUAUGUGGUGGUAAAAACAAAAUCAGACGAUCCAACAAGUAAAGCAACCAAACAGUUCUCGUUAGUAGAUGUUGACCCUGUUGUCGACACGACCCCAGUUUUGAGAACGUUCCUUUUACAACAGUUGUUACGGGCAAAUUUCACUGAAGUAAAAAUUCAUUUGAAAAAAUACAUUGUGGAUACCUCAAACCUAUUCUCCAGAAAUGAAGACGUGUCUGGCGAUUUCUAUUCCACAGUUGUGUACUGCCUUGAGGAUUCAUAUCUUCAAAAAUGUUCAAGAGUGAUGCAACUUGAGGAGGACAACAAUGAAGAGAUAAAUAGAGCUACAGAUUUUCUUUGUGAGGCUCAAAAACAGAACAUGGGCAUGGAUGCUGUUGACGAAAUAUUUAGGAUUUCAGAGGCAAGAUUUGGAUUACGUAUUGCAGCAAAAUACCUAUACAAGAUUAUAGUUGAAAAGUCUAUGAGAAGAACAGAAGAAACGAGACAACUUUUUAAGGCAGCAGUAAAGUUAUGCAUGGAGAGUUCUACAAGAUAUUCUAGUAUCUUUGUUAUCAAACAAUUGUGCCUUGAUUACAACAUUGACGUCUUCAGGGACAUAUAUUCGUCGGAAGAAAACGAUAUGAAAAAAUGCAUGGAAAUUCCCGAAUUAAUUGCACAAAAGGUACCUGAAUGCGAGGACAGAUUUAUCAUAUGCGGACCAAGCUAUGUGUCUAUCAGGGAAAACAUUACACAAUGCAUUUUGGGUAAAUCUAUGUUGCCCUUGGAGAAUGAACUUUCGGUAACAAGAUUGUCAGAUGAUGAAAAGGGAAAAAUAUGCUCCCUGGCUAUUUUCAGAGAGGUCACCUUGUCGUUCUUGUAUCCAGACUCUGGACGAAAAUUCACCUCUGAAGGUCUUGCAUGGCUGGAGAAAUAUAUCCGUAGUUCAACUCUUUUCACAAAUCAGGUUGACCUCAUCAUUUCAAUUUUACGUAAUGAGAUCUUUGAAGGCGACUCUUUACUUAAAAUAAAAGUUGAGAUGCCAGUUGAGGAACAAAAUAUUGCGUGUCUCUUGUUUCACCUAUACAUUACGCUCUCCAGAAAUCUUGAUGAGGCGCCAAUGUUAGGACCAUUAUACAAUCUGCUGUUUUUUCCAGAUAAAUUAAAGGAAUCCUUUUUACCAACAAUGCCUCAGGACGAUUCCGACAAAAUACGAAACAUACUUUUUGCUGCAGAACGUGAACUGGGAAAUACUCCAAUGUCUUAUGCCUGCCCGGAUGGACACAUUUACUUUGUUGGCGAGUGUGGUAAACCAGAAGUUGUUGGAAGGUGCCCUGACUGUCGGAAAGAAAUUGGAGGACAUGAGAAAAAAUUACUUGAAACAAAUUCAAAGGAUAACGGCAACGAUAAGACGAAACUUGGACAUAUUCUGGGCUCACCGGAGGCAAGAAAUUCAACUGCUACACCGGAAAGAAAACUGCUACCAAAAGAGUGUGCUAUCUUGAGAUUCUUUACAAAUGCAGCAAUGUAUCUAGGAGCUUGUUCCAAACUCGAGGACGUUUCAAAAAUGGUUUAUCCAUCCGUCUCAUCUGACAAAAUUUUGCCAUUCCUGUUUAAACAUAUUCAAGUUGAUAUAAGGACCCUGGUAUGCGUACUAGGCAAGAAUGAAGACGAAGUUUACCUUAUACUUCAUGGGAUUUGUCAGAGACUUGGAUAUCCAAUUACAAGUUCAGAUGAAUUUCCACAUCAGUUGAAUACUAAGUCAGAUCGUGAAGAAUGGGAAUUCGCAUUUGCAAACUUUUUCUUGAAGCCUACCUUAAAGGAAUUGGAAACCAUUGUAUCCGAGUACAACAAAUAUAUCUCAGAAGAUGAACGCUUAGGUAGUGAUCCUUUAUUGCGUAUACUUGUCGAGGAAGACAUCUCCAGAAAGGAUUUAAAAGACCUUGCUUUAUUUGAUAAUCCUGCGAUGUGGAGAUGCAGAAAAGCUGUUACAGUUCAAAAUAUCACUUCAUUAAUUUUGAAUAGUACUUCAGAAGAGAAAUGGCCUCUUUUGCACAUGUUUUUAAAAGAGGAAAAACUUCUAAGAGCAAUACGUUAUGUACCGAGUAUCAUAAAGCUUCAACAAAAUCUUAUAAGAAAACAUGAGAAGAAAUUAGAGAGAGCAAAAGCUUCGACGCUAUUUGAGAUCAUUGUAACAGAAGAUGAAAAAGACCAGCAUGAAGUACAGGAACAGCUAAAGCUAGUAAAAGAUUUCAGUGAUGCUUGGAGUUGUGUGAGAGACGAAUUGAUGAAUUUCCAAUUUCCCACCACUGAUGGAUUUAAACAGAUACAAGGAGACACUUGUAACUUCACUUUGAACGAAAAAUGUCCCAUCAGCUAUUUCCUUCCAACCUUUUCUGAUGAAGGUCUUUGCUCGUAUGGUUUAUUGUACUUCCUACUUAACAAGCAAAAUGAGUUUCUGAAAAAGUAUUCAAAAGUUGGGAAUACAUUUAUUGGGUUUAAAGACCUUCCAAGAGUUAGUCUAAGUGAUCUGACAGCUUCUCAUCUGAUUAGUUUUCACCCAGAAAGAGAUAUUCUUCCCAUCGUUUUGGCAAAUUCCCAAUAUAUGUUUGAAGUUGGAAAAGGUUUACAAACCGACUACAACUACACUGAAAUUGAAUGUACCAUUGUCGACAGAUUUUUGUACAGUAAAUCUGUUAUUCUAUUAGAGACUCUUGAAAAUUUCGCAAUAAUGACAUACAAAUCGGAGACUACAAAUGCAACAAUCUUCAGGGAGUUAAGACUGAAAGUUAAACAGGAGGAGCUGUCAUCUAGUAUAUUCAAGAAAAUUGAAGAAGAAAUCGAUGAUCACCCAGAGGCUGCUACUGCAAUUCAAAACUUAGACAUUGCAAUUCAGUUUCUCACAAAAACCGGAAGCAAGCCAGACAUGUAUAUAGAACAAUACAUGAUUGAAAAGAUAUUGAUGGAAAAACCAUUUGAGGAUCAUCACCGGACGAUGAAAUCGUGUCAGUGCAAACAUGUACAAGAUUUGUGGAUUGCUUUAAUGAUAGUGUACACUAAGGGUCAAGCAUCAUAUCCUGAGGAUAUGUUUAAAACGGUGAAAGAAACUUUUAAAGUAAAGUUAUCCCAAGAACAAAAAGAUUUUGUGGAAGAAAUGAGUGAAGGAUUCCUUCUUGAGAAAUUUAAUAUCCUCAUAGAAAAAUUGUUUGGAUGCAUCAUGUUAUGUAUAACCAUUCCCGAAGAUGACAAAUGCUUCGACUCCUCAGAUGGAUUAAAGAAAACCUUGCAAAAUUUCUGUAUUCAUCCACCAUACGAUGUCUUAAUCCCGAAAGAAAAGAAAAUCAACAUCCUAGAGUUGAUCGAAAAAUUUCCAGAUGGGGAAUUGAAGCUAGAAAACAAACAUGCUGUUGAUUUGUGGAUAAUUCUGUACGGGAAGUAUUCAAGAAUGGUGAGUUAAAAAGUAAGGAGGAAGUGGACUUUUUAAGAACUGUGUGUGUUUUAUUGUUAUAUUUUUAAAUUGUUUUUUUAAUAUUAAAUGUAGUUAUAAGUAAAUUCUAAGCGAAAAUUUAUGAAGAUAUACCAUUUACGUGAUUUUAUACCAUUACUACAUUGAAGUAUUUUGUUACAUUGUAAUACAUAUAUAAAAAUAUUUCUAUUUUGAUUCGAUUUUGAAAUUAAUUUGC